Saccoglossus kowalevskii is the source of this 2274-nucleotide messenger RNA. RefSeq lists its product as uncharacterized. The record is from RefSeq and is a predicted model, not a curated record. Lineage: Eukaryota; Metazoa; Hemichordata; Enteropneusta; Harrimaniidae.
AUGGCUAACAUCAAACCUUCCACAAAAGACCACACCUUGCUACAGAAGCCUGUAUUAACAGCCAAAAAUGGAGUGCAACAAAUUUUUGACUGUUUCCGCUACGGCACAAGGGAGCUGAAAGUACUACUCCAACAUGAAGUGGAUUUGAUAUAUGAAUGCCGUAUUUGUCGCAGCCUUUAUCGCGGACUGCCAAAUUUUAUUGAUCAUAAAAAAUCAUACUGCACUACACGGAUAAGUGUCACCAAUGAUAUAGCAACAAGCAAUCCUAAUUCUGAUGUACAGAAUAUAUUCCGCAGGGAGAGUGAAGAAAUGCCACAGCUUGAACUUGAAGUUUCUGAAGGCACAGAAAAGAAGGCAAACACCGCAGAUGAUAUUGUGGGACAUAAUUACUGCUGUACUCCAGUAGUAAGUGAACCGCUUGUUGUUACAAGACCGAUACAAACCACGACUAAGGCUGUUUACCAACAGUUGAUUAAACCAGUCAAAAAAGUAGAUCUGCGGGACCGCAUUAUGACAGCCAAACAGAAAACUGGUACCAGUCCGCCAUCCUCCCAUACAAUCCAAAGUAGAGCUGAUCAUUUAGACACCACGUCAUUGAUUGAUGAGAUCAGUGCCAGGCGAGCUGCCAACGCUGGCAUCAUGGUGGUCCAGCCAGAGUGCCCAGAUAAGAAAUAUGAAACAAGGAAUGUGAGAAAGACAGAGGUUAAGAAAGAGGCAAAACGGAUUUACAAACCAAAGGUGGUGUUAAAAAAGAAGCCGGAGGUGAAGAAAAAAGUCCAAAGCACUAGUGGCAAGCCUAAAAAUUUUGCUGCAUCACGGAUUCAGAAUCUGAAACCAUACGGUCGUCCUUCUUCUAAUCAGUGCAUCUGUCUGCUGUGUAAGAAGGCAUGUAAAAAUCGCACUUCAUUAGCCUGGCACAUGAGAGUCCAUAGCAAACAUCUCUACAAGUGUCCGAUUUGUCAGUAUUAUAACUACUCCUCAGACUAUCUCAGACAACACAUGCUUCUGAGACAUGAGUCGUCAGAAGCUGAAAUUGAGAAAGUCAUUGAAAAUCGGAUUACCACAAAGCAGGAUGUUAAUAUCCAGAGUGACAAAGAAGUGGCAGCAUACACGCUUAUCGUUAAAGAUGGUAAGAAAAUGUUAGCUUCAAAAAAAGUUGGAGGAUCUACUGAAGCUCAAGUAACAGAGCUGAGUCCAUCUGAGCUUAAAAUAAAGAAAGAUGUUGAUGAGACUCAACUUCAGAAAAUGACGAUAGAGAUGGAAAAAGAAAGUGAACUUAAAUUGCCGCCUGUGGUCAAGUUCCCCCAGCCUAGUCUUACUCUUCACCCGUGCUCAAUAUGUGGGAAAUCAUUCGCCAGCAAGCGCAACUUAGCACGUCAUGAAAAACAACAUUUGCUGAAGGCGGAAGAGGAAGAAGAAGAGGUUGUAAUAAAAAGAAAAAAACCUUUGAAGCCUUUGAAGAAUGUAUCUUCCAAACCGUGUAUGAAUGUUGAUCAGGCGCGAGCCGACGUUGAAGCACUGAUGAAUGUGAAAAAUUUGAAGUGCCUAAAGUGUGGCAAGCAGUUAUAUGCGUUGACGUCGUUGAGGAAACAUGUUCGGAGUCAUUUUGGAUAUAAUAGCUACACGUGUAGGUUCUGUCCACAGUUCAUUACCACUGACUACUCAAAUCUUAAACGUCAUCUCGCACGUAAACAUGCUAAGAAGUUCCGUAACCCUGAGCAGAUAAGAAGUGCUAUUAGCACCAUGAAGAGUGGUAUCUGGCUAUCCAUCAAUGGAUCGGGUGCUCCGCGAUCAAAUGGGCCUAAUUGCAGCUCCCCCAUCGCUGUAAAGAAAGAGUCGCCUGAAAAGCACCAGGAAUGCCAGACAAGUCCAGGUGGGGCUAGUGUGAAGUCAGCCUCUAGUACUGGUGGAAGUCCCAACAAUCGUGGACAAGCACGGUUAGAACGCAUCCCGUUUGAACUCAAAUGUGACCAGGUGGUGAAAUCUGGUUCUGGUCAUACAAAUCCAGCUAAGAUGGCAGCCAUUGCAAAGAUUAUUAGCGAAAAACACAUGAGAUGCGAGAGAUGCAAAAAGAAGUUUGAAUCUAUGCAGUUGCUUAAGAAACAUGCAGCAAGGCAUCUUGGGUAUCACACAUUUAAGUGUAAGUUCUGUAAAUUUGUCUCUCAUAGCUAUUCCUGGUUUAAAAAUCAUCUCAGAAAAGACCACCUUAAAAAGGUGAAAAGUGAGGAACAAUUACGAAAAUUAAUGCGUGAUAUGAGAGUUAUGAAAAUGUAA